Vanderwaltozyma polyspora DSM 70294 is the source of this 1257-nucleotide messenger RNA. It is a transcript of the gene PCT1, whose product is annotated as choline-phosphate cytidylyltransferase. Gene Ontology annotation, molecular function: phosphatidylcholine binding; choline-phosphate cytidylyltransferase activity. The transcript has a single exon. The record is from RefSeq and is a predicted model, not a curated record. Gene Ontology annotation, biological process: CDP-choline pathway. Gene Ontology annotation, cellular component: nuclear envelope. Bases 1 to 1257 code for a protein of 418 amino acids. Lineage: Eukaryota; Fungi; Ascomycota; Saccharomycetes; Saccharomycetales; Saccharomycetaceae.
AUGUCAAAAGGGUCGAGACGAGCUGCUCUUUCCAAAAGACUAUCCAGUUCUUCUUUAAGUAACUUGUUCAAAUUGAACAAAAGAAAACGGUCACUGGAUGAUGACGAUGAGGUUUCUUCCAGUGAUACAUCGACUUCAAAUUCUCAUAAUGGGAAAAGUGGAAUUGAUUCCGGUAAUCCUAUAAAACGUCGUCGUUUAAGCCAAUCUAAUGAACAAAUGGAAUUUUUAAAUCGUGAAAAGAUAUUGGACGAGUCUUUGCCUGAAGACUUACGUAAAUUUAGGCCAACUGGGUUCCCAUUCAAUUUACCUCCCACUGAUAGACCAAUACGUAUAUAUGCCGAUGGUGUUUUCGAUUUGUUCCAUUUGGGUCAUAUGAAACAAUUGGAACAAUGUAAGAAGUCUUUCCCAAAUGUUACUCUUAUCUGUGGUGUUCCUAGUGAUAAAAUUACUCAUAAAUUGAAAGGGUUAACUGUGUUAUCCGAUGAACAACGUUGCGAAACUCUAAGACAUUGUAAAUGGGUAGAUGAGGUUGUCCCUGAUGCUCCUUGGUGUGUCACACCAAAAUUUUUAGACGAGCACGAUAUCGACUAUGUCGCACAUGAUGAUAUUCCAUAUGUCAGCGCAGAUUCAGAUGAUAUCUACAAACCAAUUAAAGAAAUGGGUAAGUUCUUAACAACUCAAAGAACCGAAGGUAUUUCAACAAGUGACAUCAUUACAAAAAUUAUUAGAGAUUACGAUAAAUAUCUAAUGAGAAAUUUCGCUAGAGGUGCUACUAGACAAGAAUUAAACGUCUCGUGGUUAAAAAAAAAUGAAUUGGAUUUCAAAAAACAUAUCAGCGAAUUCAGAUCUUAUUUCAAGAAAAAUCAAGAACAUAUAAAUAAUGCUUCAAGGGACUUAUAUUUCGAAGUAAGAGAAAUGUUACUAAAGAAAACAUUAGGUAAUAAAUUGUAUUCAAAAUUAGCAGGCAGCGAGAAUGAUAAAGAUAUCAACGGCUUAGCUAAUACUGGAAAAUUUAUUAAAGACUUUGUAGAUAGAAAAAGAAGACUAAUAAAGGAAGAUUCACCUGCCAGUGAAUUCGCUUCUCAAUACACUGGCGAGAAGUUUGGAUCUAAUCGUAGAAAGCGUGCCCAUCAAUCUGAGGAAGACGAAGAAGACGAAGAUGAUAAUGACGACAAUGAUAAUGAAUCUAGUGAUGGGCAGAAUGUCGAAGAAGAACAUUCAGAAAAGGAAAGUCCAUCUUCAAAUGAUGACGAAUAA